Gekko japonicus is the source of this 468-nucleotide messenger RNA. Its product is annotated as cAMP-specific 3',5'-cyclic phosphodiesterase 4A-like. The annotation marks the transcript as partial. NCBI's taxonomy places the organism in Eukaryota, Metazoa, Chordata, Lepidosauria, Squamata, Gekkonidae. The transcript is spliced from 6 exons. The record is from RefSeq and is a predicted model, not a curated record.
AUGUCCUGCUUCGAUGUGGAGAAUGGCCCCUCUCCCGGACGCAGCCCGCUGGACUCCCAGGCCAGCCCAGGCCUGGUGCUUCACCCCAGCUUCCCGCAGAGCCAGAGGCGCGAAUCUUUCCUGUACCGCUCGGACAGUGACUACGACAUGUCGCCCAAGACGAUGUCGCGCAACUCCUCCGUCGCCAGCGAAGCACAUGCCGAAGACCUGAUAGUGACGCCGUUUGCCCAGGUGCUGGCGAGUUUGCGAAGCGUGCGUAGUAAUUUUUCCAUCCUGGCAAACGUGCCCACACCAACCUCCAGUAAGAGGUCUCCGAUGGGCGGACAGCCGACUGUAUGCAAAGCCACCCUCUCAGAGGAAACCUACCAGCAAAUGGCCAGAGAGACCCUGGAGGAGCUGGAUUGGUGCCUGGACCAACUGGAGACCAUCCAAACGUACCGUUCCGUCAGCGAGAUGGCGUCCAACAAG